Molecule: messenger RNA, 2024 nt
Organism: Paramecium sonneborni
Lineage: Eukaryota; Ciliophora; Oligohymenophorea; Peniculida; Parameciidae
Source: the annotation of a GenBank genome assembly
AAUUCAUAAUGUUUACAGGUGGUAUAUUUGGGAACCAAAAUCCAAGUUAAUCAACAGGAGGAAUAGGAGGAAUACUAGGUAAUAUAAUUUAAGACAAUUAAGGUCAAACAUAGUAAUCUACAUUUGGUGCACCAUAAGGAGGAUUAUUUGGGAAUACAGCUCCAUAAUAAGGUUUAUUUGGAUAAGGUUAAGGUUAAUAAGGAUAACCUGGAUUUGGUGGUAUGAUGGGUGGUUAAAUGACAUAAGGAGGAUUAGGUGGAAAUCUUGGAGGAGGACUAGGUGGAGGACUUGGUGGAGGACUAGGAGGAGGAUUAGGACUUUAAUAAUAAACUUCAAGUACAUUUGGAACAACAGGAGGAGGAUUAGGUUAACCUCCAGUAUUAGGAUAAUAGGCUCCAACUUUUGGAGGAUUAGGAACAGGAUUAAGUGGAGGUGGUCUUGGAAAUGGAUUUGGAUAAUAACCAGGAUUGAUGGGUUAAUAACCAUAAUAAACAGGAAGUUUAUUUGGAUAAGCACCUUAAAGCGGAGGAUUAUUUGGAUAAUAAUAAUAAUAGCCAUCUUUAUUUGGAUAAUAAUAAUAAUAAUAAUAACAAACUUAAUAACCAGCAACAGGAUUAUUUGGAGCUUCAGCUCCUGCUUCUUAACCAUAUGGAUAAUAAGGAGGUUUAUUUGGAUAAACACCUUAAUAGCCAUAAUAAACUGGAUUUGGAUUUGGACAAUAAUAAACAGCAACUCCAGGAUUUGGAGGAACAGCUCUUUUUGGUUAAUAAUAACCUUAAUAAUAAGUAUAAAGUGGUCUAGGAUUUGGAGGAGGAGGAUUAGGAUAGUAAACUUAAACAGGAAAUUAAAUUGUUAUACCUGGAGGUGUUGAUGAUUCAGUAAAUGAUGCUACUUUAGAAUAAAGAAUUAGAUUAGAAGAUUCUGUAUCAGCUAUAUGUUGGGGAACAACAACAUUACCAAAUUUUUUAGUAAUCUCUUCAUGGGAUGGAAAAGUCAGAAUUUUAGAAAUUCAACAGAGCUCAUAUAAAAGAGAACUUUUUGAAAGAAGAUCUUUCUAAGUUGAUGGUGCUGUAGGAUAAGUUCAAAAUCCAAUAAUUUGUAUGGAUGCUAAAGGAGAUUUAUCAUAAAUAUUUAUUGGUUGUGGAUUUGAUCAUACAGUUAGAGUUAUUGAUGUAAAUUCUGGUUAAAUUGUUCCCAUAGGAUAACAUCAAGCUUUAAUAAUAUCUGUUUAUUGGAUAGAAUCAGCAUAAAUGAUAUUAUCUAUUUCUGCUGAUUAAUCUUUAAAAAUGUGGGAUGUUAGAGCUCCUGGUUAGCCAAGAUUUUAAUGUCAAUUUUAACAUAAACCACUUGUUUCUGAUUGUAAUUUCCCAUUAUUAGUAAUUGGAUUUGCAACUGAAAAAUUAACAAUCAUUAAUUUAAAUGAAAUUUAAUAAUUACCAGGAAGAUUUUAAUAUAUUGAUUCACCUCUUGGUACAUAUUCAUAAUUAACCUCUAUUGCAAUAUUUCCAGCAAGAGAUGGAUUUACAUUAGGUUCUAUUGAUGGAAGAGGACAUUAAACUAAUAUCAUAACCAAAUCUACAUAAGGUAUGCCUACAGAAUUUUCAUUAAAGUCUAUUAUGACCUUUAAAGCUCACAAAGUAAUUAUUUAUUUUUAUAUUUUAUAGGUUGAAGAUAAUCAAAAAGGAAAAAUUUAAAACUAUUUCUUUCCUGUUAAUUGUAUAUAAAUGAAUGUCAAGAAUAACUUCUUUCUCAUGACUGCUGGAGGAGAAGGUUAAAUGAUCUUUUGGGAUAUUAAUGUAAGAAAUAAAAUAAGAACAUUUUAAUUCAAUUGUAAUCCUAUUGUUUGUGCAAAAAUGAGUCCUGAUGGUUCCAUGCUUGCAUAUGCUUUAGGUAAUGAUUUUUCUAAAGGACCUGAAUACUUUAAUGAAUUCUAACCUAAAAUUUUUGUUCAUUUCAUUCCAGACAACGAAUUAAGAUACCCUAAAAAUUGAUUUCGUUUUUAAUAUCUAUAUUUUCAUACCUAU